AUGGCGCCACAUGUAAUCGUUGGUCAGGUGCUUGUACCUGUAAUGCUGGUUGGAAUGGCAAGUCAUGUGAUCAACCGUGUUCUAAUCACCGCUACGGAGUGGGUUGUCAACAAAGAUGGCUCUUGUACGUGUCGCAACGGUUUCUCCGGCACACUAUGUGAUGAAGAAUGUCUUUGUCCAGACGGGUCACCAUGCCAGUCUGAUGGUUCUUGUGCGUGUAAACCAGGCUGGACUGGACCAAGAUGUCACCAACCAUGUCCUCUUGGUACGUUCGGAACUGGGUGUUCACAGGAAUGCCUAUGUCAAAACGGAGCACACUGUAAUCAGACAGAUGGAACCUGCACUUGUUCAUCAGGUUGGAUGGGGGAAGUCUGUGAUGUUGGAUGUCAGGAAGGGUUUUAUGGACUUGACUGCAGAGCUGUGUGUUCUUGCGUGAACGGUGCGAAUUGUAGCCACACCAGUGGUUCAUGCUUUUGUGCACCAGGCUGGAUUGGAGAGACAUGUUCUGAGAUGUGUCCAGAAAACUUCUUUGGCGAAGGUUGUCGAACGGAUUGCCUGUGCCAGAACGGAGCACAUUGCCAUCAUAAGGAUGGUCACUGCGAUUGCAGUCCUGGGUGGACGGGUGAUCUCUGCGAUGAAAGAUGUCCACAAGGUUCAUACGGAAUGAACUGUGAAUAUGGAUGCUUGUGUGAAAAUGGAGCUGAAUGCAAUCAUGUCGACGGCACUUGUUCAUGCCUGGCUGGCUGGCGAGGACAAUUCUGUACGGAUACCUGUGCGGAUGGUACCUUCGGAUUGAACUGUGAGAAUGAAUGUCAGUGUCUUAACGAUGGCGCAUGUGACCCUGUUUCCGGGUCAUGCAGCUGCCAACCUGGAUGGACUGGGGACUUGUGUACUGAGGUUUGCCCGACAGACACCUAUGGAUUAGGAUGUACUGUGGAAUGCAGAUGUCAAAAUGGAGGCACCUGUUUUCAUGUGGAUGGAUCAUGCAGGUGUGGUAAAGGUUUUAUUGGAGAAACAUGUGAACAAGAAUGUCCAGAAGGGUUCUAUGGGCUUGAAUGCUCACAACAGUGCCAAUGUGAAAAUGGAGGAACAUGCAACCACAUAGAUGGCUCAUGCACGUGUACUGCUGGUUGGAUAGGACUAGAUUGCAAAUCCCCUUGUGGAGACAGCUCCUUUGGUCUACAAUGCCGGGAAGUUUGCGCCUGUCGAAACAAUGCUUCGUGCAACCAUAUCGAUGGGAGUUGUUUAUGCCAACCAGGAUGGAUAGGAGAUUUGUGUGAAAACAGAUGUCCAGAGGGACGUUACGGCAAUGCUUGUAUGCUUCUUUGUGGUUGCACAAGUGGUGGAUUGUGUGACCAUGUUGAUGGUUCAUGUAAUUGUUUUCCAGGUUGGACUGGCAUGGCAUGCAGUGCACGUUGCCAGGAUGGAUUUUUCGGACAAGACUGCCGACAGUUAUGUCAAUGCCAGAAUGAUGGCACAUGCGAUCACAUCGAUGGAAUAUGCACUUGUAAAUCUGGAUGGACUGGGGAAGUGUGUGCUGAAAAGUGUCCAGUAGGAUCUUAUGGGAACGAAUGCCUGCAACAGUGCCAGUGUGUUAAUAGAGGAACUUGUCAUCAUGUUAGUGGAGCUUGUUCCUGUGCUCCAGGAUGGCAAGGUGUCACUUGUGCUGAGCCCUGCAACGAAAACUUCUAUGGACAAGACUGCCAGGAGCGCUGUCAGUGCCAGAAUGGUGCCACAUGUGAUAAUCUAGAUGGGUCCUGCCUUUGCGGACCUGGAUGGAUCGGGGAGUUCUGUGAACAAGCGUGCCCUUUUGGACUUUUCGGAUCUGGUUGUUUACAACAGUGUCGAUGUGCAAAUGGUGGAAGUUGCAGUAACAUUGAUGGGUCUUGUUCUUGUUCUCCGGGUUGGACUGGACAGCUUUGUAAUGAGAGAUGCAGAGAAGGAUUCUUUGGUCAUGGAUGUCAUGAAAUAUGUCAAUGCCAGAAUGAUGGUACAUGCGAUUACAUCGAUGGUUCAUGUACUUGUAAACCGGGAUGGACUGGACCAAGAUGUCACCAACCAUGUCCUCUUGGUACGUUCGGAACUGGGUGUUCACAGGAAUGCCUAUGUCAAAACGGAGCACACUGUAAUCAGACAGAUGGAACCUGCACUUGUUCAUCAGGUUGGAUGGGGGAAGUCUGUGAUGUUGGAUGUCAGGAAGGGUUUUAUGGACUUGACUGCAGAGCUGUGUGUUCUUGCGUGAACGGUGCGAAUUGUAGCCACACCAGUGGUUCAUGCUUUUGUGCACCAGGCUGGAUUGGAGAGACAUGUUCUGAGAUGUGUCCAGAAAACUUCUUUGGCGAAGGUUGUCGAACGGAUUGCCUGUGCCAGAACGGAGCACAUUGCCAUCAUAAGGAUGGUCACUGCGAUUGCAGUCCUGGGUGGACGGGUGAUCUCUGCGAUGAAAGAUGUCCACAAGGUUCAUACGGAAUGAACUGUGAAUAUGGAUGCUUGUGUGAAAAUGGAGCUGAAUGCAAUCAUGUCGACGGCACUUGUUCAUGCCUGGCUGGCUGGCGAGGACAAUUCUGUACGGAUACCUGUGCGGAUGGUACCUUCGGAUUGAACUGUGAGAAUGAAUGUCAGUGUCUUAACGAUGGCGCAUGUGACCCUGUUUCCGGGUCAUGCAGCUGCCAACCUGGAUGGACUGGGGACUUGUGUACUGAGGUUUGCCCGACAGACACCUAUGGAUUAGGAUGUACUGUGGAAUGCAGAUGUCAAAAUGGAGGCACCUGUUUUCAUGUGGAUGGAUCAUGCAGGUGUGGUAAAGGUUUUAUUGGAGAAACAUGUGAACAAGAAUGUCCAGAAGGGUUCUAUGGGCUUAAAUGCUCACAACAGUGCCAAUGUGAAAAUGGAGGAACAUGCAACCACAUAGAUGGCUCAUGCACGUGUACUGCUGGUUGGAUAGGACUAGAUUGCAAAUCCCCUUGUGGAGACAGCUCCUUUGGUCUACAAUGCCGGGAAGUUUGCGCCUGUCGAAACAAUGCUUCGUGCAACCAUAUCGAUGGGAGUUGUUUAUGCCAACCAGGAUGGAUAGGAGAUUUGUGUGAAAACAGAUGUCCAGAGGGACGUUACGGCAAUGCUUGUAUGCUUCUUUGUGGUUGCACAAGUGGUGGAUUGUGUGACCAUGUUGAUGGUUCAUGUAAUUGUUUUCCAGGUUGGACUGGCAUGGCAUGCAGUGCACGUUGCCAGGAUGGAUUUUUCGGACAAGACUGCCGACAGUUAUGUCAAUGCCAGAAUGAUGGCACAUGCGAUCACAUCGAUGGAAUAUGCACUUGUAAAUCUGGAUGGACUGGGGAAGUGUGUGCUGAAAAGUGUCCAGUAGGAUCUUAUGGGAACGAAUGCCUGCAACAGUGCCAGUGUGUUAAUAGAGGAACUUGUCAUCAUGUUAGUGGAGCUUGUUCCUGUGCUCCAGGAUGGCAAGGUGUCACUUGUGCUGAGCCCUGCAACGAAAACUUCUAUGGACAAGACUGCCAGGAGCGCUGUCAGUGCCAGAAUGGUGCCACAUGUGAUAAUCUAGAUGGGUCCUGCCUUUGCGGACCUGGAUGGAUCGGGGAGUUCUGUGAACAAGCGUGCCCUUUUGGACUUUUCGGAUCUGGUUGUUUACAACAGUGUCGAUGUGCAAAUGGUGGAAGUUGCAGUAACAUUGAUGGGUCUUGUUCUUGUUCUCCGGGUUGGACUGGACAGCUUUGUAAUGAGAGAUGCAGAGAAGGAUUCUUUGGUCAUGGAUGUCAUGAAAUAUGUCAAUGCCAGAAUGAUGGUACAUGCGAUUACAUCGAUGGUUCAUGUACUUGUAAACCGGGAUGGACUGGACCAAGAUGUCACCAACCAUGUCCUCUUGGUACGUUCGGAACUGGGUGUUCACAGGAAUGCCUAUGUCAAAACGGAGCACACUGUAAUCAGACAGAUGGAACCUGCACUUGUUCAUCAGGUUGGAUGGGGGAAGUCUGUGAUGUUGGAUGUCAGGAAGGGUUUUAUGGACUUGACUGCAGAGCUGUGUGUUCUUGCGUGAACGGUGCGAAUUGUAGCCACACCAGUGGUUCAUGCUUUUGUGCACCAGGCUGGAUUGGAGAGACAUGUUCUGAGAUGUGUCCAGAAAACUUCUUUGGCGAAGGUUGUCGAACGGAUUGCCUGUGCCAGAACGGAGCACAUUGCCAUCAUAAGGAUGGUCACUGCGAUUGCAGUCCUGGGUGGACGGGUGAUCUCUGCGAUGAAAGAUGUCCACAAGGUUCAUACGGAAUGAACUGUGAAUAUGGAUGCUUGUGUGAAAAUGGAGCUGAAUGCAAUCAUGUCGACGGCACUUGUUCAUGCCUGGCUGGCUGGCGAGGACAAUUCUGUACGGAUACCUGUGCGGAUGGUACCUUCGGAUUGAACUGUGAGAAUGAAUGUCAGUGUCUUAACGAUGGCGCAUGUGACCCUGUUUUCGGAUCAUGCAGCUGCCAACCUGGAUGGACUGGGGACUUGUGUACUGAGGUUUGCCCGACAGACACCUAUGGAUUAGGAUGUACUGUGGAAUGUAGAUGUCAAAAUGGAGGCACCUGUUUUCAUGUGGAUGGAUCAUGCAGGUGUGGUAAAGGUUUUAUUGGAGAAACAUGUGAACAAGAAUGUCCAGAAGGGUUCUAUGGGCUUGAAUGCUCACAACAGUGCCAAUGUGAAAAUGGAGGAACAUGCAACCACAUAGAUGGCUCAUGCACGUGUACUGCUGGUUGGAUAGGACUAGAUUGCAAAUCCCCUUGUGGAGACAGCUCCUUUGGUCUACAAUGCCGGGAAGUUUGCGCCUGUCGAAACAAUGCUUCGUGCAACCAUAUCGAUGGGAGUUGUUUAUGCCAACCAGGAUGGAUAGGAGAUUUGUGUGAAAACAGAUGUCCAGAGGGACGUUACGGCAAUGCUUGUAUGCUUCUUUGUGGUUGCACAAGUGGUGGAUUGUGUGACCAUGUUGAUGGUUCAUGUAAUUGUUUUCCAGGUUGGACUGGCAUGGCAUGCAGUGCACGUUGCCAGGAUGGAUUUUUCGGACAAGACUGCCGACAGUUAUGUCAAUGCCAGAAUGAUGGCACAUGCGAUCACAUCGAUGGAAUAUGCACUUGUAAAUCUGGAUGGACUGGGGAAGUGUGUGCUGAAAAGUGUCCAGUAGGAUCUUAUGGGAACGAAUGCCUGCAACAGUGCCAGUGUGUUAAUAGAGGAACUUGUCAUCAUGUUAGUGGAGCUUGUUCCUGUGCUCCAGGAUGGCAAGGUGUCACUUGUGCUGAGCCCUGCAACGAAAACUUCUAUGGACAAGACUGCCAGGAGCGCUGUCAGUGCCAGAAUGGUGCCACAUGUGAUAAUCUAGAUGGGUCCUGCCUUUGCGGACCUGGAUGGAUCGGGGAGUUCUGUGAACAAGCGUGCCCUUUUGGACUUUUCGGAUCUGGUUGUUUACAACAGUGUCGAUGUGCAAAUGGUGGAAGUUGCAGUAACAUUGAUGGGUCUUGUUCUUGUUCUCCGGGUUGGACUGGACAGCUUUGUAAUGAGAGAUGCAGAGAAGGAUUCUUUGGUCAUGGAUGUCAUGAAAUAUGUCAAUGCCAGAAUGAUGGUACAUGCGAUUACAUCGAUGGUUCAUGUACUUGUAAACCGGGAUGGACUGGACCAAGAUGUCACCAACCAUGUCCUCUUGGUACGUUCGGAACUGGGUGUUCACAGGAAUGCCUAUGUCAAAACGGAGCACACUGUAAUCAGACAGAUGGAACCUGCACUUGUUCAUCAGGUUGGAUGGGGGAAGUCUGUGAUGUUGGAUGUCAGGAAGGGUUUUAUGGACUUGACUGCAGAGCUGUGUGUUCUUGCGUGAACGGUGCGAAUUGUAGCCACACCAGUGGUUCAUGCUUUUGUGCACCAGGCUGGAUUGGAGAGACAUGUUCUGAGAUGUGUCCAGAAAACUUCUUUGGCGAAGGUUGUCGAACGGAUUGCCUGUGCCAGAACGGAGCACAUUGCCAUCAUAAGGAUGGUCACUGCGAUUGCAGUCCUGGGUGGACGGGUGAUCUCUGCGAUGAAAGAUGUCCACAAGGUUCAUACGGAAUGAACUGUGAAUAUGGAUGCUUGUGUGAAAAUGGAGCUGAAUGCAAUCAUGUCGACGGCACUUGUUCAUGCCUGGCUGGCUGGCGAGGACAAUUCUGUACGGAUACCUGUGCGGAUGGUACCUUCGGAUUGAACUGUGAGAAUGAAUGUCAGUGUCUUAACGAUGGCGCAUGUGACCCUGUUUCCGGGUCAUGCAGCUGCCAACCUGGAUGGACUGGGGACUUGUGUACUGAGGUUUGCCCGACAGACACCUAUGGAUUAGGAUGUACUGUGGAAUGCAGAUGUCAAAAUGGAGGCACCUGUUUUCAUGUGGAUGGAUCAUGCAGGUGUGGUAAAGGUUUUAUUGGAGAAACAUGUGAACAAGAAUGUCCAGAAGGGUUCUAUGGGCUUAAAUGCUCACAACAGUGCCAAUGUGAAAAUGGAGGAACAUGCAACCACAUAGAUGGCUCAUGCACGUGUACUGCUGGUUGGAUAGGACUAGAUUGCAAAUCCCCUUGUGGAGACAGCUCCUUUGGUCUACAAUGCCGGGAAGUUUGCGCCUGUCGAAACAAUGCUUCGUGCAACCAUAUCGAUGGGAGUUGUUUAUGCCAACCAGGAUGGAUAGGAGAUUUGUGUGAAAACAGAUGUCCAGAGGGACGUUACGGCAAUGCUUGUAUGCUUCUUUGUGGUUGCACAAGUGGUGGAUUGUGUGACCAUGUUGAUGGUUCAUGUAAUUGUUUUCCAGGUUGGACUGGCAUGGCAUGCAGUGCACGUUGCCAGGAUGGAUUUUUCGGACAAGACUGCCGACAGUUAUGUCAAUGCCAGAAUGAUGGCACAUGCGAUCACAUCGAUGGAAUAUGCACUUGUAAAUCUGGAUGGACUGGGGAAGUGUGUGCUGAAAAGUGUCCAGUAGGAUCUUAUGGGAACGAAUGCCUGCAACAGUGCCAGUGUGUUAAUAGAGGAACUUGUCAUCAUGUUAGUGGAGCUUGUUCCUGUGCUCCAGGAUGGCAAGGUGUCACUUGUGCUGAGCCCUGCAACGAAAACUUCUAUGGACAAGACUGCCAGGAGCGCUGUCAGUGCCAGAAUGGUGCCACAUGUGAUAAUCUAGAUGGGUCCUGCCUUUGCGGACCUGGAUGGAUCGGGGAGUUCUGUGAACAAGCGUGCCCUUUUGGACUUUUCGGAUCUGGUUGUUUACAACAGUGUCGAUGUGCAAAUGGUGGAAGUUGCAGUAACAUUGAUGGGUCUUGUUCUUGUUCUCCGGGUUGGACUGGACAGCUUUGUAAUGAGAGAUGCAGAGAAGGAUUCUUUGGUCAUGGAUGUCAUGAAAUAUGUCAAUGCCAGAAUGAUGGUACAUGCGAUUACAUCGAUGGUUCAUGUACUUGUAAACCGGGAUGGACUGGACCAAGAUGUCACCAACCAUGUCCUCUUGGUACGUUCGGAACUGGGUGUUCACAGGAAUGCCUAUGUCAAAACGGAGCACACUGUAAUCAGACAGAUGGAACCUGCACUUGUUCAUCAGGUUGGAUGGGGGAAGUCUGUGAUGUUGGAUGUCAGGAAGGGUUUUAUGGACUUGACUGCAGAGCUGUGUGUUCUUGCGUGAACGGUGCGAAUUGUAGCCACACCAGUGGUUCAUGCUUUUGUGCACCAGGCUGGAUUGGAGAGACAUGUUCUGAGAUGUGUCCAGAAAACUUCUUUGGCGAAGGUUGUCGAACGGAUUGCCUGUGCCAGAACGGAGCACAUUGCCAUCAUAAGGAUGGUCACUGCGAUUGCAGUCCUGGGUGGACGGGUGAUCUCUGCGAUGAAAGAUGUCCACAAGGUUCAUACGGAAUGAACUGUGAAUAUGGAUGCUUGUGUGAAAAUGGAGCUGAAUGCAAUCAUGUCGACGGCACUUGUUCAUGCCUGGCUGGCUGGCGAGGACAAUUCUGUACGGAUACCUGUGCGGAUGGUACCUUCGGAUUGAACUGUGAGAAUGAAUGUCAGUGUCUUAACGAUGGCGCAUGUGACCCUGUUUUCGGAUCAUGCAGCUGCCAACCUGGAUGGACUGGGGACUUGUGUACUGAGGUUGGACUGGCAUGGCAUGCAGUGCACGUUGCCAGGAUGGAUUUUUCGGACAAGACUGCCGACAGUUAUGUCAAUGCCAGAAUGAUGGCACAUGCGAUCACAUCGAUGGAAUAUGCACUUGUAAAUCUGGAUGGACUGGGGAAGUGUGUGCUGAAAAGUGUCCAGUAG
Molecule: messenger RNA, 8289 nt
Organism: Strongylocentrotus purpuratus (purple sea urchin)
Lineage: Eukaryota; Metazoa; Echinodermata; Echinoidea; Camarodonta; Strongylocentrotidae
Product: multiple epidermal growth factor-like domains protein 6
Exons: 3
Coding region: 1-8289 (2762 amino acids)
Cellular component (GO): membrane
Source: RefSeq, a predicted model, not a curated record